Messenger RNA from Xyrauchen texanus (razorback sucker), 2200 nucleotides. RefSeq names its product 4-hydroxyphenylpyruvate dioxygenase-like. The coding region runs from base 93 to 1274 and encodes 393 amino acids. The record is from RefSeq and is a predicted model, not a curated record. The transcript has 14 exons. NCBI's taxonomy places the organism in Eukaryota, Metazoa, Chordata, Actinopteri, Cypriniformes, Catostomidae. Gene Ontology annotation, biological process: L-tyrosine catabolic process. Gene Ontology annotation, molecular function: 4-hydroxyphenylpyruvate dioxygenase activity. Gene Ontology annotation, cellular component: Golgi membrane; endoplasmic reticulum membrane.
CUAAACAACACUACAAAUUCACAUCUGGACCAUCUGCACUCACCUCAUCUCAUUUUUGUCAUCGUCCCUAGAAGAAGCUGCUAGAAAUAAAUAUGACAACUUACACUGACAAAGGUGAAAAGCACGAGCAGGGCAGGUUUGUCUGCUUUGACCACAUCACUUUCUGGGUUGGAAAUGCAAAACAGGCCGCAUCUUACUACUGUAAUAAAUUGGGUUUUGAACCCUUGGCAUAUCAAGGACUGGAGACAGGCAGUCGUGAUAUAGUGUCUCACGUUGUGAAACAGGGGAAGAUUAUUUAUGUCUUUACCUCUGCUUUGAAUCCUGGAAAUAAGGAGAUUGGGGAUCACCUGGUGAAACAUGGAGAUGGUGUUAAAGAUGUAGCGUUCACUGUAGAGAACUGUGAGUUCCUGGUGGAGAAAGCAAAAGAAAGAGGUGCCAUCAUCAAUCAAAAGCCUCAUGUUGUGGAGGAUAAGUUUGGCAGGGUGAAACUGGCAGUGGUGCAGACAUAUGGUGAUACAACUCACACAUUCAUAGAGCGGGCAGGGUAUAAUGGGCUCUUCCUCCCAGGAUAUCAACCUCCUCUUUUCUGUGACCCAUUCUUGGCAAAACUGCCAAGUGGCAAGCUUGACUUCAUUGACCAUGUGGUUGGAAAUCAGCCAGACAACGAGAUGGUGCCAAUUGUAGAAUGGUAUCAGCGGAACCUGCUGUUCCACCGAUUCUGGUCUGUUGAUGACAAGCAGUUACAGACAGAUUACAGUGCACUGCGCUCCAUAGUUGUGGCCAACUAUGAAGAAACUGUGAAAAUGCCAAUCAACGAACCUGCCAUGGGCAAGCGCAAGUCCCAGAUCCAGGAAUAUGUGGAAUAUUAUGGUGGCCCAGGAAUUCAACACAUUGCCAUGAACACCUCUGACAUCAUUACAGCAAUCCGUAACCUAAAGGAACGUGGCAUGGAGUUCAUGUCAGUGCCUGACACUUACUACCAGAAGCUCAGAGAGAAUCUGAAGCAUUCCAAGGUCAGAAUUGCUGAAGACAUCAGCAUACUGGAGGAAUUAAAAAUCUUGGUGGAUUUUGACGACAAUGGCUACCUGCUCCAGAUCUUCACCAAACCAGUGCAAGAUAGACCCACUGUGUUUCUAGAAGUCAUUCAGAGACACAAUCAUCAAGGGUUUGGUGCAGGAAAUUUCAAAUCUCUGUUUGAGGCAAUUGAAGCAGACCAGAAUGCUCGAGGAAACCUCACCAUCCUUACAGCCAACGGCACAUCAGAGAAACUCUAAAUGGGCCCUUUAGAGGAAUGACACACUAAAAUAGGCCUACACGUAUCUAAAGAUGCACAGUAAACUUAAUGUUAUAGGGUUUAAUAUAGUCAUAUUUUUGUAUGCUUAAAGGCACAGUUCAUCCAAAAAUAAAAAACUCUCAUCUUUUACUCACCCUUAUGCCAUCCUGGAUGUGUAUGACUUUCUUUUAUCUGCUGAACUUGAAUGAAGAUUUUUAGAAGAAUAUUUCAGCUCUUUUGGUCCAUACAAUCAAGUGAAUGGGUGCCAAAAUUUUGAAGCCCCAAAAAUCAAACAAGUCAGCAUUAAAGUAAUACAUAAGACUGCAGUGGUUAAAUCCAUAUCUUCAGAAGUGAUAUGAUAGGUGUGGGUAAGAAAGAGAUAACAUUUUAAGUCCUUUAUUACUAUACAUUUGCAGUCAAUCACCACUUUAACUUUCACAUUCUUCUUUUUGUGUAUUGUUGAUUCACAUGCAUAUACCAUCUACUGGACAGAGAGAAGAUUUCUAGCAAAAAUGACUUAAAUACUUAUCACCCAAACCUAUCAUAUCGCUGCUGAAGAUAAAGAUUAAAACGCUGGAGUUGUAUGGAUUACUUUUGUGCUGCCUGUAUGUGCUUUUUAGAGCGUAACAUGUUUGCCACCUGUUCAUUUGCAUUGUAUGGAUCUACAGAGCUGAAAUAUUCCUCUAAAAAUCUUAAUCUAUGUUUUGCAGAAGAAAGUCAAACACAUCUGUGAUGGCAUCAGGGUGAGUAAAUGAUGAGAGAAUUUUCAUUUUGGGUGAGCCAUUUCUUUAAAACACUCUGGAAAGCUUCUGUUAAUGCAAGCAUUGUGCCAUAAUAUUUUGUACUACAAGUUUUGUCUUUAAAUGAAUUGACCUGUUUUGAUACAAAUAUCAAUAUCUCUGAUGUAAUAAAUGGCUUUUUUCAGUG